This is a messenger RNA of Colletotrichum aenigma, 1998 nucleotides long. RefSeq names its product Fusaridione A cluster transcription factor fsdR (gene fsdR-4). The transcript is spliced from 4 exons. The record is from RefSeq and is a predicted model, not a curated record. The coding region runs from base 1 to 1998 and encodes 665 amino acids. Lineage: Eukaryota; Fungi; Ascomycota; Sordariomycetes; Glomerellales; Glomerellaceae. Gene Ontology annotation, molecular function: zinc ion binding; DNA-binding transcription factor activity, RNA polymerase II-specific; DNA binding. Gene Ontology annotation, biological process: DNA-templated transcription; regulation of DNA-templated transcription.
AUGGAAACGUCUUCUCAACGGCGGAAAGCCUGCGAUCUCUGUUUUAUCAAGAAGAUCAAAUGCGACAUGCUCAAGCCCGCAUGUUCGAACUGCCUGCUUUACAAGUCAGAAUGCCGGACAACAACGGUGAGGCGAAGAGCACCUCACCCAAAAGAACGACCACAGCCUCCAAAACAGAGCGAAUCUGAAAACCCAACGAAAGUCUCCGAGUUAGAGAGCCGUCUAGCGAGCAUAGAGAAGCAAUUGCAGCAAGCCCUCGACGCCAACCGUCAACACUCCAAUUAUACCUCAACCCAGCCUUCAACAGCACCGAGCUCAACCGAGAGUAUCAAUGGACGUGGGCAAUCGGCAGAGAGCAUCGAGUUCGUGGACCAUGUGUCCAGCAGCGAGAGCCCAAGUGAAUGGGUGACGGAGCCCGAGAAGCCCAAAUUACCACCGCUCGAGGAGAUCAUGCCCAUCAUCGACGAGUUCUUCAACCGCUACAACUGCGUCAUGCCGCUGUUUGACCCGCCAACGUUCAUGCGCAUGUUGUCAAAUUGGUAUGUGCCCUCUUCUGGGCAGUCCACGGCAGUAUGGGCAGCAGUCAACAUCGCAAUGGCGCUAGGGUAUCGAUGCACUUUAAAAGAGCAAGGUAAUUUGGAUGCUCUGGUGGACGACCAAAAAGUAAUGUACCACAUGCGCAACGUACAAUCUGUCGUGUCCGAUCUGGUCACGCGGGAAGAAGAUCUCCUUGGCCUUCAGGUCUUGUUGGGAAUGGUGGUGUUAUUCUUGGGGACGAAAGACCCAAAGCCAGCUUCGGUCCUGAUCGGGACUGCCGUGCGUCUGGCACACCGCAUGCACCUCCACGACAAGGAAUCGCUUCAGUACUUCUCGCCGGAAGUUGCCCGACAAAGAGCAAGGCUCUUCUGGAUCACUUAUAUUAUGGACAAGGAAAUCAGCUUAAAGUCCAAGACGCCGUCAUUUCAGCUUGACGUAGAUAUCGACUUGCCACUACCAGAAAGAGACCCGGAAGACGGAGCAGGCAUAGUGUUUGCGAGAAACGGCAGCAAAUUCAACUACUUUCGAGCUCGGGUGGAGUUGAGUCACAUUGCCGGCAAGGUCUAUGACCAGCUGUACAGCACGCGCGCUCGGAAAGUGUCGCAGCAAGAUCGACAACUAAGAGUGACAAGGCUCGAGGAGAUGCUGGAGAACUGGCGGCGUAAUCUACCGCCUGAAUUCCAGAUAGACUCGGCACUCCAAUGUCUCGAUUCCCUGCCGAUAGUCCACAUGUCGCUCCUCUACCACAGCUACUUCACGGCGAUGGUGAUGACACAUGGGAUCUACUCGCACGACGCGGACUGGGUCCGACGAAUAAGCUCGUACAGUCAGAUGACGAUCAAGGAUUUAGAUUCGUCUCCGAGCUCGUCAUGCAGACAUCAAAACCCCCCUCUGCCGCUCGGGUGGGCCAAGUGCGCGGAGCUCAGCCGCAGUUGCAUGAAGCUGUUCGUGGAGUCGCCCAAGACGGACUGCAGCAUCUGGUCCAACUCGUGCGCGCACUUUUCCGGCCUGAUCAUUCUCCUGGCCAACAUGUUUGUGUUCCCGGAUCACCCACACCUGAUGACAGACAACGAGCUAGCCAACCAGGCACUCCGGCUUUUCGAGCUGAUGCUGUCGAUGAAGAGUUACGAAGACUAUGAGUCCUUUCAUAGACUGCAUGAAGUCGUCAAGGAGCUCCAUCGGCGUGCGUUGAAGGCUGUGGAGGAGGUUACGAGAAAACAAAAGGAGCGGGCAGAAGCAGCAGCAGCAGCAGCUUCGGCGAUGGAUACCGGCUUACCGUUUGGGGCUCAGCUCGAGGACGAAGUGGAAUUCUUCCGAGAUGCCGAGGCGGCAGCCUUGGAGGGGCCCUUCGUUGGAACGUUUGUGCCGGCAUCACCGUUUGCGACAACAUCGUGGGGUUUGGAAGCGUUGCAGAGCGAGGUAGGCCAGGUGCCGUCACUGGCAACGUACAGCCCUUUCUAG